Andrographis paniculata is the source of this 1019-nucleotide messenger RNA. RefSeq names its product ADP-ribosylation factor-like. Gene Ontology annotation, molecular function: GTP binding; GTPase activity. Gene Ontology annotation, biological process: vesicle-mediated transport; intracellular protein transport. Lineage: Eukaryota; Viridiplantae; Streptophyta; Magnoliopsida; Lamiales; Acanthaceae. Gene Ontology annotation, cellular component: cytoplasm. Bases 134 to 679 code for a protein of 181 amino acids. The transcript is spliced from 7 exons. The record is from RefSeq and is a predicted model, not a curated record.
UUGUUCUGUGCGUAAUUUUUCCGAUUAUUGAGGAACGGUUUGCACUGGUCGGCCAGAGGGUUUGGAUCUGAAUAUAAUCAAUUUUGGUGGAAUUGCGAAUUUAUAAAUUCUGAUAUAUAAAGCAAGAAAGAUAAUGGGGCUGACAUUCACCAAGCUUUUUAGCCGUCUCUUUGCCAAGAAGGAAAUGCGCAUAUUGAUGGUUGGCUUGGAUGCUGCUGGUAAGACAACCAUCCUGUACAAGCUCAAGCUUGGAGAGAUUGUUACUACAAUCCCAACCAUUGGUUUCAAUGUGGAGACUGUUGAAUACAAAAACAUUAGCUUCACUGUUUGGGAUGUCGGGGGUCAGGAUAAGAUCCGACUAUUGUGGAGGCACUACUUUCAGAACACCCAGGGCCUCAUAUUUGUAGUGGAUAGCAAUGACAGGGACCGUAUUGUUGAGGCAAGGGAUGAAUUGUAUAGGAUGUUGAAUGAGGAUGAGCUAAGAGAUGCUGCCCUGCUUGUAUUCGGAAAUAAGCAAGAUCUUCCCAAUGGAAUGAAUGCUGCUGAAAUAACAGAGAAACUUGGGCUUCACUCACUCAGACAACGCCAUUGGUACAUCCAGAGCACCAGCGCGACUUCUGGCGAAGGGUUGUGGGAAGGUCUUGAAUGGCUCUCUAACAAUAUUCCGAACAAGGCAUAAUUUGGGGUGGGAGGCCAUUUGAACAACAUGGGGGGAUUUAAUAUUGUGUCUUAUAUCAUACAGUGUGUGACAAUUUCUUGUGAUUUUGCAGUAUUAUUAUAUCAUACAGUGUGUUUACAUAUGUAUGUAUAAAAUUUGAAUUUAUUGCUGAUAAUGCAUAUAUUCACGAGUAGAUGAACGCACUAUCUUCUUACAUCAUAGACGAACACGAGUCCUUUUAAAGUUGUGUUGUUUUAGUGUGUUUUGUCUUGGUCCUUACCUCAUGCAUGAGAAUCAUUUUAAUCUUCAAAUUCAGAUAUGGUAGUCUAAAUUGUACUCGUCCCUUUAAAGUUUUUUAUUA